AGCAGUCUUGACUCCAAACCAAUCCGAAGAAAAAGAAACCCGGAAGUUGUUGCAGUGAAGAGGGGACAGGAACAUGGACAUCCGCUUCACCAAAGGGAAGUCUGCGGUGCUGGAGCGCUCCCUGUCGCGGCCCCGGACGGAGGUGAGCCUGAGCGCCUUCGCGCUGCUCUUCUCGGAGAUGGUGCAGUACUGCCAGAGCCGCGUCUACUCCGUGUCCGAGCUGCAGGCGCGGCUGGCGGACCUGGGCCGGGGGGUGGGAGCGGCCCUGCUGGACCUGCUGGUGCUGCGGGAGAAGAACGGCAAGAGGGAGACCAAAGUGCUCAACAUCCUGCUCUUCAUCAAGGUGAACGUGUGGAAGUCUCUGUUCGGUAAGGAAGCGGACAAGCUGGAGCAGGCCAACGAUGACGACAAGACGUACUACAUCAUCGAGAAGGAGCCGCUGGUGAACGCGUUCAUCUCCGUGCCGAAAGAGAACAGCACACUGAACUGCGCCGCCUUCACCGCCGGCAUAGUGGAAGCCAUUCUGACUCACAGCGGCUUCCCUGCCAAGGUCACGGCCCACUGGCACAAGGGCACCACGCUCAUGAUCAAAUUCGACGAAGCCGUCAUCGCCCGAGACAAGCAGCUGGACGGGAGGUAGAGGGGGAUGAAGAGUGGCGUGUGCUGUCUGUACAAGAAGUGGACUUGUGUGUGUGUGUGUGUUAAAGAAGUUACAGUCAUUUUCAUUCAGGUCAUUUUCAACAUCUAGUAGUUUAAAAAAAAAAAAUCAGUGGACUUUUUUUUGAAUUACUGGAAAAUUAAAAAUGCAGGAAAAGGAACAGUUUAGUGAAAGUUUACGCAGAUCCUGUGCCUGAAUUAUUAAAGCCACCAAGAACUUCUUUGGUCUGCUCAAAGAAUGAAUGUAGAUUAAUUUGUACUUGCAGAUCGAAAAGCCGAUAUGUGAGAAACUCUGUUUUGCUUCUCGUGGUUGAUUUUAAAACCACAAACAAGAACUUACCUGCAGAUGAAAGUCUGACUCAUUUGCUUCAGACUUCUGCAGUAUAUGAGCACUUGGAGAACGCAUCCAGAGAUGGUGUGUGUGUGUGUGUGUGUGUGUGUGUGUGUGUGUGUGUGUGUGUGUGUGUGUGUGUGUGUGUGUGUGUGUGUGUGUAUGAUUAUUCGGUGUUGGGUCAGUUAUCAGUGGAUAUGUCUGUUUGUGUCUGCCUUUCCACAGCUCUGUAUUGUAUUGUGUUCAGUUUAUUAUGAUUGUUUACCUGAGUAAGGCUUUGGUAAGGCUUCAUCUUGGUGCUGAUGUGACUUUCGUUUUCUUUAUUGUGAAGAGAAAUGACUUAUUGGACAAUAAAAGUGUAAACAUGUUCAAAAAA
Neoarius graeffei (lesser salmon catfish) is the source of this 1364-nucleotide messenger RNA. RefSeq names its product trafficking protein particle complex subunit 5-like. The record is from RefSeq and is a predicted model, not a curated record. NCBI's taxonomy places the organism in Eukaryota, Metazoa, Chordata, Actinopteri, Siluriformes, Ariidae. The transcript is spliced from 3 exons. Bases 74 to 640 code for a protein of 188 amino acids. Gene Ontology annotation, biological process: endoplasmic reticulum to Golgi vesicle-mediated transport. Gene Ontology annotation, cellular component: TRAPPII protein complex; TRAPPIII protein complex; TRAPPI protein complex.